Candidula unifasciata is the source of this 3621-nucleotide messenger RNA. NCBI's taxonomy places the organism in Eukaryota, Metazoa, Mollusca, Gastropoda, Stylommatophora, Geomitridae. The record is from the annotation of a GenBank genome assembly.
GGGCUAAGACAGAUGAGUGGCUGGUACCAGCAGGGGCUGAGACAGAUGAGUGGCUGGUACCAGCAGGGGCUGAGACAGAUGAGUGGCUUGGCAACACAUCCUGCGGCUACUCCUCAGAACAUAAACACAGCAGAAAGACAAAGUAGCGACUCUGAAGGGUCUUCAACUGAACAGACAAGAAGCGCCCGGGCUUCUCGCGCAACCAGCAUUGCAUCCAUCAUUGACUCUGCUAUUGACAGCUUGUAUCCAGAAGAACCCAAGUCUAGGUCAAGACCAUUGAGCCGCUCUCGCCGGCCAAAAAUAAACAGCAUCAUGACGCUAAGCAACUUGGACCCUUCAUUCUAUUCUAUGUUGGAUGACGAACUUCAGAUGUUGAUCAAAUGGAAGUACCAGGACGUUCUAGGUAAUUCGCAGGUAAAUCUGGACGAUCUUGACGAUCUUGUGAAUAUUUUGAAGAAUGUUCGAUGUAAUCUUUUGCAAGGAGAAAUGGUGACAGACGAUAUGGUUCUGUUUGUGUGUCGUUUUCUACAGGCUACAGGUUAUGAAACAGUUAUGGAACUUGAAGAUUCUCUGGCGGCCCAUAAGAUGUUCAGGAUGUAUAUGGAUGACUUGCUUGCUCCGAGUUCUGAAGUGGAACCACCUGUAGAAGGUGCAGGACAUGUCUCACCAGAGCAGCUGGUUUUUCCAAAUCUUGACCAAAGAAGGGCAAGACAAGACUCGGCGCAGGCGUCUGAGCCAGCUGUUUUUUCACACGUCAGUGACCCCGUUCAAGCUUUCCAGCCAUUUCUUGGCGAUUCUUAUGUGCGUUCAAAGGUGAGAAAACCUAAAGUACACGAAAAGAGCCCAAAAGAAAAAGCUGACAAGAGUGACAAAGAGCAUGAUCCUAAGAAGCCGCUCCAGAAGGGACACUGCUUUGAUUCAAACAUCAGAGAGCAGGAUACACCCCAGAGAGGUAGAAUUCAACAAUCUAAAUCUAUAGAACGUGCUAAAGCCAUCAAAGAACGUCAACAAAAACAAGAUCACGACUCAAACUUUAUAAUUCAGCUGGAAACAGAAAACACACUUAAGGUAGUGAAACGUCAAGAGUCAAACGAUUCCGAGUCUCUCAAAGAAGCCACCUAUGAGCGUGACCUGCAGGUGGCCUUCCAAGAAGCAGAAGAUGCUUUCGGAGAUCCUUACUUCCUUGUUCUGAAAGGCGUUAAAGAUAACUUUGAACUAGCUGAGCUCCUAGAGUAUGUCGUUUAUCGAAAUGGGGAGCCAGUCAACGACAUCUACAUGGGUGCGGUUCGUUUGCAACCCCAGUUCAUCAUGGAAAUGAUUGCUUGUUCCCCGUUUCAGUUAUCUGCUGUUGCUUCUUCUGAUGCCUGGGAUGUAAGUUCUGUCUCCACCGGGGUAACGCGCACUGCCGAGACUUGGCAGAGCCGAGUUCGUUCCUUUUAUCAAAGAACUAUGCAAGAAAAAGAUCUGGGGUCUCGACAGAAACUGAUACAGCUCGGAGAAGAACUUUGUCCAAAAUGUCAUGAAAGAUACCGGUGGCCGCACAUUCUUCAUUGCUGCCAUAGAUUUUGUUUCCCUUGCAUAGUAAAACUGUAUCGCAAAGAUCGAAACUUCUUUACCUGCCCGAUCUGUUUAUGUUGUUCUUUGCCACCGAAAAAUUCCCCGUUUGGACCCUGUUCGCUGCCAAUAGACAUGCCUUUUGCGCGGGAAAUGCUUGAAGCAAAUUUGUCGCCAUUUUGUUGCACAAACUGUGUCAGUUACGAGGAUGCCGUCAAUUUCUGUACAGAUUGUUUGGUAUAUUUGUGUCAGCAAUGCUGUCUCCUCCACGACCAAAGCAAAUCAUCCUCGCAGCACAAGCUUGAGAACACAGACACGAAGAUUGGUGCGACCCCUGAUGGACAGAUCCUUGUCAUGUGCAGAAAACAUCCUGGAAAUGGUAUGGUCAAGUUCUGCAGGACAUGCUGGUCGGGCAUCUGUAACCUCUGUCUGGACAGGGAUCAUAACUCUCACGAAAUACUUGAACUCAGCGACGCCAAAGUGAUAAUCGGACAAAGAGUAAAAACCAACAAUGGAUACGUCCAAGAAUUGAGUGUCCGGUACCAUAGACUGCUCAUGGAGUUGAAAAAAACUAAACAAGAAAUUGAAGCAAUUCACAAAGCUGGUCGGCAUAUUAUUAGUGAAAUCAACAGGAAUCUCACUGAAAAAAUUGAAUACCUGGCAAGAAUCGCUCGUGAUGAAGUUGAACGAAUUUGUAAUAGGGUUCACCAUAUUCACAUCGAGGCUGCAGCUGAAAGGGAUAAAUACUUGAAGGAGAAAGCAGCAUUCAUGGCUUUUGUGGAACGAUUCAAUGAGUCGUCAAAUUUGGAUAAAAUGAUGUUACUACCGACGGUCGGCGAAAGGAAAAGGUAUCUGGACGACAAACUUAGACGUAACCCUUAUUUAUUGACGUUGGAUUUUAACUUCAAAUUUGAGCCUAAAUAUCCUGAAGUAAAUCAUGCAAUUGAAGAAAUAUUCACGUCUGUGCAAUUAGAGUGUGAUUACUAUUUGAAUCGCACUUUACUGAAUUCUCAAUGUGUACGCGACAGGCAUCACGUUGAGCCCUAUCAACCAGCGCCAUACAGUCUAGACUACAGAUUCCAAUCAGAAACAGCCGACAGACAAGGGCAACAGUUUUCCGGCAUUGAGACUUCCGCUGGUGCUGAAAAAGACGCUGGUAUCCAAGACAUUCAGAGACAGACAGUUCAAUAUAGCAGAAUUUUUGGACGAUAUGGUCGUGGAACUUAUGAAUUUGCGGAACCCAGUGGAGUACUAUACCUUCAUGACUGCACGCUGGCUGUUUGUGACACCAGGAACCAUCGAAUCGUGAUAUACACCGAAGAUGGAACUCACUUAAGAACCAUUGGCCAGCCUAAGGUCAUUCCUGAUCUCCCCCCGCCUUCUGAAGAAGCAGAUAAAACAUUUCCUCGAAUCUUUGGCAAGCUUUACUUUCCUUACAGAAUGGCACAAUGUCCACUUACUGGGAACCUCGUCGUGCUGGAGCGGCCGCCGAGCCUCAAUAUUCAGAUAUUCAGCUUCGAGGGGCAAUUUAUCAGAUCUUUCGGAAGCCCUCACCUGCAAAGUCCACGUGGGAUUACCGUCGACACAAGAGGCUUGAUCCUCAUUCUGGAAAGUAAGACUAUGAAUUUUUUCAUUUUCACUCCCGAUGGAGACCUGAUUAAUAAAUCGGUGCUUGGAUCUCUAGAAUUUCCAAACGACGUCGCUGCUAAAGGAGAUACCAUUUACAUUAGCGACAACAGAAGCCACUGUGUAAAGACAUUCGACUAUUCACUCAACUAUAGGAAGACAUUUGGCAACGAAAGUUUAACCUAUUACCCCAUCAGCGUAGGGUUUAACUGCAAUGAUUACCUUGUUGUGACAGACAACCACAACACGUUUAACAUCACCAUCUUUGGCCACGAUGGAAGGGUUCUGGCAGCGUUCAAAUCCCGAGCUAAACACGCCAACUGUUAUAAUGUCGCCUUGCAUCCUGUUCGUCCCGAACUGGCAGUUACCACAAAGGAAUAUCAAGUGUUGAUUUUUAAUUAUGGUGACUUCACCCCUGAAGGAUGCGAACCAAAGACAUAA